Macrobrachium nipponense is the source of this 5115-nucleotide messenger RNA. Its product is annotated as galactoside alpha-(1,2)-fucosyltransferase 2-like. The coding region runs from base 457 to 1863 and encodes 468 amino acids. The record is from RefSeq and is a predicted model, not a curated record. The transcript is spliced from 5 exons. Lineage: Eukaryota; Metazoa; Arthropoda; Malacostraca; Decapoda; Palaemonidae. Gene Ontology annotation, molecular function: galactoside 2-alpha-L-fucosyltransferase activity. Gene Ontology annotation, cellular component: membrane. Gene Ontology annotation, biological process: carbohydrate metabolic process.
UUCACGGAUACAUGUAGUGAAUGAGACACUGGAAAAUUUGUAAGAAACUAACAGUAACAAAAUACUACUGUACUAACAUAGUGUGGUGUAAACAACAUAAAAUGAACUGAAAUUUUUUUUAAUGUUCUUCAGAUAAAGAAUAUUGGAAGCAUGUACUAAUUCAAGAAUGUGCUAAAGAAACCAACAACCAAAAAGACAGAUAUCUUUGAAAGGUGCAACCAGAUAAUCACAUCUCUUAAGGAGGUUAAUGUAGUUGUUACAGUAGUGUUUGCAUAUGCAUUAAAAUCAACACACAGUAUUAAUGCAUAAUAAGAGUUAGGUUUCAGUACCAGAGCAAUUACUGCAAAUCUUGAAACUUACUGCGAUAUGUAAUUUUUUUGUAACUCCAGAAUACAAGUCUUUCCAAUUUUAUGAAAGACAACUACUACUAAGAGCCUUGGAAAGAAAGCGGAAAAAAUGGUGUUCACGACAUUCUAUACAUUUUCCAAAAGUUCACAAAAAGAUUUAUCACAAUUAGAAAAACUGUUUGUGUUUCUGUUAGUGAUAACUAGUUGCAUGUUAAUAGCUAUCUAUGGCUAUCAAAAUUUUAUCACAAAUAACUCAGCUUCAAAACUGAAGAUAGUUUACGUAAGCAAAGUUACCCCUUCAGUGCAGGAAUAUGUCAACCAAAAUUCUGUGACCGUAGGCUCUAAAGAUGCCAAUGCUGAUGAAGUGGUACCUGUUAUAAGGAUAUCUUUCAAUGUAUCUCAAACAGUCAAACAAAAUAUCCAAGGACCAAGCGCAGCACAACUGCAAACAUUUGCAAACCACAGCAAAUCUGAAGUUAUGAAACAAAUAACUGUAAAAUCAAGGAAAGACAAUUUUAAAAUAAGAACAGAAUCAAGAGAAGAGGAAUCACCCUUGCAGUCCCUAACAAUGAACAACGAUAAAUGUCUUAGAGUGCCAAAACUUCACAUUCCAAAGGUGGAUUUACAUGAAUGCUCAUCACACCAUGUUAUCAUCCAUGAUGGAGGACGACUAGGCAACAAAAUGUGUCAGUACAUUAGUCUGUAUCUUCUUCGUCACAUCUUUGGAAUACGGGUUUCAAUAACAGAAAGAAUGAAAUCAACUUUAAGUCUGUUCUUCAAAAAUAUCUCACUUCCUGUUCAAGAUUUCAAAUGCUUCACAAGGAAUACAAAGCGAAUAAUGUAUGAUGACCUUUACAACAUGCUCCACACUGAAGCUUUGGAACAUUUUAAGAGAAGGGAUAAGGGAGCCAAUAUGAAUCUACUAAAUGAGUCUUACUACAUAUUCCAUCACCCAUGUCCAAGAGACGUGAUCACUGCUCACAGGAGUUUAGUUCGCGAAGUCUUAACCUUUCAAGAUGAUGUGAUGAAAAGGGCCAAAAGGAACGUAAAGAGAGCUCUAAAGUAUAAAAAUAGAUCAUGGCAUAAUUCCACUCUGGUGACUGUUCAUGUGCGCAGGAGAGAUUAUACAAGAUAUAUGAUGAAGCACUAUAAUUUAACUCAAUUAGAUGAAGUCUAUUUCCAAAGGGCUUUUAAUUUCUUUAGGAAAAGGACAGAUAACCCAGUAUUUGUUGUUGUAAGUGAUGACCAUGGGUGGUGUCAAGAAGUUCUUGAAACCAGUGAUGUGGCAGUAGCAGGCACAAAAAAGGAUCCAAUAAUAGACUUGGCUGUUCUGUCACUAGGUGACCAUCACAUCAUUAGCUAUGGAACUUUCAGUUUUUUGGGAGCAACAUUGGGCCAUGGUACCAUUGUACAUCCAGUCACUGACAACAAACUGUAUGACCACUACAACUGUGUUGACGAUAACAUCUUCCAACCUAUAUCAAGAGAUAAAUAUGUAACUAAGAAGGAGAAAUGAAUUUUGCUGAUGUAAAUACAGUGUAUUCACUUUAAGCUGCAGAAAAAAAUGAAAAUCUACCUGGAAAUGACUUCCAAGGAAAUUUUAAUAAAGUACUGUGUGUAUUGUCUAUAAUAUGAAAUAUGAUCUAAACUCCUACUUACAUAUACAGUAGUACCUCGAGAUACGAAAGGCUCAACUUACGAAAAAUCCAAGUUACGAAAGCCAAUACGAAAAAUUUUACUGCUCUACAUACGAUAAGUUUUCAAGAUACGAAAGGUUGUUGCUAUAAAGUCCCGAGAUUUGCCCGGACCACCGAGAACAAUUUUAAAACUCCCGCGCCGCCAACUGAGUUAACUCGCCACCAUCCUCCCGCUCUCCCAUUGGUUCCUGAUGCUAGUCACCCCAUAAGGUCCUGCUCUCCUAUUGGUCAGCAUCUACCCCUUGUGCUUUAAGUAUUCUAUUGGUAAAAGGUUGCUGUAAAUUGAAAAACUUAGUAUUCAUGCAAUACAUUUAAUAAAAAAAAGAACAUUAGAUAAAGAUAGAAUAAAGAAUAGAAAUGAAUGGUUAUUAUACUGUUUGGUAGUUUCAGUAGUUGAAGAGAGAUAAUGAAAAUUUAUGGCUUACUGUGUAAAAGUGAUUGCUUGGCGAUCGUUCGAUACUCGUAAGUGCUAGAUGUGAACAGACGUUUGGAAGCUUUUUUUUGUUUGUUUAUUAUAGUUAAUGGUUACUUAAUAAUUAUUUGAAAUGAGUACAUGCAAUACAUUUAAUAAAAAAAAUGUGAAUUAGAUAUCAUAAAAUAUAAAAUAAAUCAGACUGCCAACAAAUACGCAUUUUUUAGAAUUCUUCUUCUGUUUUAUUAUUACGUUACGUAUACGUAUUGCGUAUGUUUCAUUAUAGCUGUCAGUAACUCGGUAUCUCCGUUAGGUAAAGAUAGAAUAAAGAAUAGAAAUGAAUGGUUAUUAUACUGUUUGGUGGUUUCAUUAGUUGAAGAGAGAUAAUAAUGACAAUUUAUGGCUUACUGUGUGCUAGGAAAAAUGAUUGCUUGGCGCUCGUUCGAUACUCGUAAGACGCGUAAGAGCUGAGAAUGUAAACAAUCGAUUGGAAGGUUUGUUUUUUGUUUGUUUGUGUAUUAUAGUUAAUGAUUAAUUAAUAAUUAUUUGAAAUGAGUACAUACUGAUUAUUUAUACAUUUUAUUGGCAUAUUCUAAGCUUUUAGCUCUUAGGUUUAGAUGUCAGAAUCAUAGACUAGGCUACAGUAGCAACCGCUAACAUAGGCUAGGCUUAUUGCUAAGGGACAUAUGCUAAAGUCCUAAUAUAUGCAGUAAAAAUGGGGUUGAACAUUACAUGCAGUUGAAUAUUACUCAAGUAUGUACAGUAUUUUGCCUUUUUGGAGUAAUUUCUUCCGUCGUAACCCUAGAACAUGUGUUUUAGGCCUGGAAAUAUAAUUUACUGGGGUGUUUUUGGAGGGCUUGGAACGGAUUAGCCAUUUUACAUGUAAAAUGUGUUCCAAGAUACGAAAAACUCUUGAUACGAAGGCCGUCUCGGAACGGAUUAAUUUCGUAUCUCGAGGUACCACUGUACUAGCCCUUAUAACCUACCUUUCAUAUUAUCUUGGUUCUGAAUAAGUGAACAGUAACUACAAAGAAAACUAUUCAGACUAAAGUAGUGAUUUAUCAUCAAUGCUACGUGAAAUAUUUUGAAGUCAAAUCUAUCUGUCAUGACUUGCUGAUAUUUAGUAAUACAUAGAUAGUAAUCCAAACUGAAUUCUGUAGCUGUUCUCCAACAUACAACCAUUAUUUUACAACAGCCUUAUCUACAAUUACAGACAUCUCCAGACACAUUCCAGAGGAUGAACCUUUCUGAGUGUGCAACUGAGUCUUUGAGUGUCCCUGGUGAUUAAAAUUUAUAUUAUGCAUGUGUUUUUUUUUCACUUGCAUUCUACACUCCUCCAUAGGGGGGCAAACACUGGCAAAAUGGCAUUAAAUACAAUGCUGAAAGCACACAGUUCUCCUCUAAAGACAUGUCUUCCCUUAAGACUGGACGAAAUAACUGCUUAUUCUCACACUAAGAAUUUUGUCUUUUUCCUCCUUUAAUCCUUACUCCUAAAAAUUUAUGUUUAUUACUUAACAUCUCUUGUAGAGUUAAAUACUGUAUGGAAGAGCCCAUGCAAACUUAAUGAUAAACAACAAAACAACAUCUGUCUUUCCACUUUUCCUCUAUGACGGAGAAAAAUGGCCUAGGCAAUUGCAUUUUCUUGUUGUUGCACUGCCACUUGCUCCAAGAGGAGAUAUUAGUCAGUUGCUAUGAGAACAUGUCUGUCUCAGAUGCAGCCAAGGUAAAGUGAAUGUGUACCCACUGGAUGGCGGGGAUUAAUCCCUUAACAUUAGUAGCCAACCAAUAUCUACCUUGCUUUUAGUUAUAUGGCCAGCUCCAGCUUGUGCUAAAAGUAAAAUCUCUUAUGUAAAGGCCAAGGGUUUGUAUACGUGUAGGAAUAAUAUCAUUUUCUAUUCUAAAAUUCUUUCAAUGUUCUUCCUCCAGCCAAUUCCAGCUGCAGCUGGUUCAAACUAUACAAACAGAAUGAGCAGCUUUCAGCAUCAGGGGCACUGAGGGACCCAGAUGAAUGUUCAAAAAGUUGAAGUAAGACUUCUCUUUCUGGGAUAUGGCCGGAGAUGACUGCUAACAUAAAGUGAUAGGUUUGUAACGGGAAAAAAUUAAACAUUUCUAGUCUGCUGCAAAAAUAUGCAGCAACAUACAGCCCAAUAAAAUCUAUUCAUAAAUAAUAUCUACCUGUACCCUAAAUAAAUAUAGGCCAUCUGAUAUUUCAGGCAUACUACAAUUCAUAGAAAGACUUUUCAUGCAUAAAGUUUUCACUUCUGGAUGCUUCAUUAAUUUAAUCUUAUAAAUGUACGUACUUUCUGAAGUAAAACAAUCAUUGUAAUUACUGCACAGUAUAUUAAGGGGGCCGGCCGGCUAAUGCCAUUUGUUAAGGACAUGACUUUGAUAUUCAUACCACUUGAAAAGGUGACUUGGGACAUCUCCAAACCGCAUAUGAUUUUCGCCUCUGACCUUCGGUUUUGUGACGCCAGGGCGAUUUAUCCCGAAAAUAAAAAUUUUUCAAAUUCUAUCUCCUCCCUUGAUAUUUAAUAUUAAGACCUAGGAUUACUACCAUAUAGACCUGAUGUAGACCUCCAAUCGAAUGAGGAGUUUUUCUUUCUAAAAGUCAUUUUUUUGCCAGAUAUGAAUUUUUCAAUAUGGUAAAAAAAUAAACCCU